Messenger RNA from Anarrhichthys ocellatus (wolf-eel), 2647 nucleotides. RefSeq names its product eukaryotic translation initiation factor 4A1A (gene eif4a1a). Gene Ontology annotation, molecular function: ATP binding; RNA helicase activity; nucleic acid binding. NCBI's taxonomy places the organism in Eukaryota, Metazoa, Chordata, Actinopteri, Perciformes, Anarhichadidae. The transcript has 11 exons. The coding region runs from base 39 to 1253 and encodes 404 amino acids. The record is from RefSeq and is a predicted model, not a curated record.
UAUAAGAGAUCUCUGCCGCAGUUUCUUUCUUUGGAAUAAUGUCGGCUGAAUAUGAUAAUAGAGACAAUGGCCCGGAGGGCAUGGAGCCAGAUGGCAUCAUUGAGAGCAACUGGAAUGAGAUCACAGACAGUUUUGAUGAGAUGGCCCUGCGCGAGGCUCUGCUCAGGGGAAUUUAUGCCUAUGGUUUUGAGAAGCCCUCUGCUAUCCAGCAGAGAGCCAUUAUGCCUUGUAUCAAGGGAUAUGAUGUGAUCGCUCAGGCCCAGUCUGGCACUGGGAAGACUGCCACCUUCGCCAUUUCCAUCCUUCAGCAGAUUGAUGUGGAGGCGAAAAGCACCCAGGCUCUGGUCUUGGCUCCCACCAGGGAGUUGGCUCAGCAGAUCCAGAAGGUGGUGCUGGCCCUAGGUGACUACAUGGGAGCCAGUUGCCAUGCCUGUAUCGGAGGGACCAACGUUCGCAGUGAAUCCCAGAAGCUCCAGCUUGAAUCUCCUCACAUUGUGGUGGGAACCCCCGGCCGUGUCUUUGACAUGUUGAAUCGCAAAAACCUCUCUUCCAAGUUCAUCAAAAUGUUUGUGCUGGACGAGGCUGACGAGAUGCUUAGUCGAGGGUUCAAGGACCAGAUCUAUGAGAUUUUCCAGAAACUUGCAAGCAGCACACAGGUUGUCCUCCUGUCGGCCACCAUGCCAGCCGACGUGUUGGAAGUCACAAAGAAGUUCAUGCGUGAACCUGUCAGGAUCCUGGUGAAGAAGGAGGAGCUGACCCUUGAGGGCAUCCGUCAGUUCUACAUCAACGUGGAGAAAGAGGAGUGGAAGCUGGACACGCUGUGUGACCUGUACGAAACCCUGACCAUCACACAAGCGGUCAUCUUCAUCAACACAAGGAGGAAAGUGGACUGGCUGACCGAGAAGAUGCACGCCAGAGACUUCACCGUGUCUGCUCUGCACGGUGACAUGGACCAGAAGGAGAGAGACUUGAUCAUGAGGGAGUUCCGCUCUGGCUCCAGUAGAGUCCUCAUUACCACUGACCUGCUGGCUAGAGGUAUUGAUGUCCAGCAGGUGUCUCUCGUCAUUAACUACGACCUGCCGACCAACAGGGAAAACUACAUCCACAGGAUUGGUCGGGGUGGUCGUUUCGGCAGGAAGGGAGUUGCCAUCAACAUGGUGACCGAGGAUGACAAGCGGACCCUGAGGGACAUUGAGACAUUCUACAACACCACCGUGGAGGAGAUGCCCAUGAAUGUGGCCGAUCUCAUCUAGAAGACUCCACGUGCCCGUCGUCCACCCUCUCCCCACUCUUUUUAGCAGUAAAAACCUUGUUUUCUUAUACGAUCUGAAUUCUAAGAACGUUCUUUUGCUAAAUUCCACCAUGACUUUACCCUUUACAUUCUAAGGGAAGGAAGAAUGUGGCCAUUGUUCCUCCCUUACCGUUGACAUCAUUUUUUGGAAGGAUGGAAUUACUGACCUGCUUCAUCUGCUUGCCAAAAUCCAUUACCCCUCAUUGGCACCUAAAUUCUUACUUUAGCUAAUCCCUCUAAAUCUUAAAGCAUUCAUUUCGACAUUGAUGUUUUUGCAAACAAAAGGACUUUUAACCUCCAAACAAGCAAGUUUGUAACUGGUUCCUACACAUGCAAAACAUAACCGCGUUUCCAAAAGCGCAUUUAAAAAAAAAAAAAAAAAAAAAACAACAAAGUUACGGUUUAAAAAUAUUCUAGUUCUGUCAGCAAAAGCUUCAAAAAACAAAUGUGUACCUCGGCUUAAUUGAUAACGUGCACGACGCUAACCCAAAGCUUUUGUGAAAUGCGGCUAUAAUUUGCACCCGGACAUGGAGUGGCUUAGACUACAGUUCAGUUUGGACUCAAACGCACCGAUGCUCUAAAUGAAAUGGGAAGCGCUGCAUUUGACCAGAUCAGUAUUUAAGCAACUUUCAGUGUACUGAAAACAGCCUUUUAACUCCCAUCCAUGCUCAUGUUAAGAGGUUUCUGGGGCUAGAGUACACAGGGCAUAUUCAAUAAAAAGACCUAUAUAGUAAAAUCCUUCAUGAAUGAGUUGUUUACCGUUUUGAUCCUUUUACUGCUGUUUCAUAUAUAUAUAUUAUAUUUUUAAUUGCUAUUGUACAUAGCGCUUGACUUGUACAGUCACGUGUGCAGUAGCAUUCAGUUGAAGACUGACUGGUGGCCACAGACGUUCGGAGGCAAAAACAACGGUGAGUUCUGUGGAGACUUUGCCUCUCGACCCUGACAACCUGGUUGGAUUUUCAUCUCUUUUGACAUUAUUGUUCAUUUAGAUUUUAUUUUUCAACACAAUAUUGGAUUUUUGAUACAGUGGCAGGUGUCUUUUUGUAACCUACCUCGCCAAAAAUGUUACGAGUGGGGGUAUCUGAUAUGAAAGGACCAAACUACAGAAGUAUAUAGAGAUCCCCUCUCUCUGAGCUAUCAUUACAAUACCUGUCAUCGUGGGGUUUGGUGUGUAGAACAGUCAUGUUUUGAGGUGUAUAGUCAGUGCUAUUUUUUAAAGAUGACUGCGGAAUUGUUAACAUUUUUGAGAUAGAAGCAUCACGUUUUCUACAUUGGAUUCUGUAUAGUAUUUAUUUUAAUGGUCUUUAAAAAAAAAAAAAAAAAAUAAUAAAGGUUUCUCCUCCAUGACAGUGUAAA